This is a messenger RNA of Brachypodium distachyon (stiff brome), 1442 nucleotides long. RefSeq names its product MADS-box transcription factor 2. The coding region runs from base 1066 to 1335 and encodes 89 amino acids. The transcript has 5 exons. The record is from RefSeq and is a predicted model, not a curated record. Lineage: Eukaryota; Viridiplantae; Streptophyta; Magnoliopsida; Poales; Poaceae. Gene Ontology annotation, cellular component: nucleus. Gene Ontology annotation, molecular function: DNA-binding transcription factor activity. Gene Ontology annotation, biological process: regulation of DNA-templated transcription.
AACAUCACUUUGCCGCGCAGUUCCGGAUUGCAAAUACAAGCGGUCGACGUUCCCUUUGGAUCCUGAUUCUGGACAUGCCCUUGGUUGUAGACGUGCACAUUACCUGUUUGUGGAAAUGUCUGGGAACAGGGGGAGAUAGGUAAGUUGCCAGUAACUUCAUUCGCGGUUGCAGAUUAACGAACCAAGGAUACACUGUUGGCCUUAAGGAUUAUAAAUUUAUAACUAGAGAGGAGUCCUCGCCCUGUUGCAUUGUGGCAAUUCUAUUCGUUUGAUGGAAAUCUCUCCAGUGUAUAUGUUAAAUGAUAGAACCUUGUUACGCCAUCUCUUUUUAACCUUGCCCUUCCAAAAACCAAUUUUUUUUUCUUUGAAUAGUGAGUACUAGGAUCUCAAUAUACUGGAUUCAAUUUUGAAUCUUGUUUGCUUGUGUUUUGUGUUGUAUAACUUGUCCAAAUUUGCAGAGAGAACGCCGCCAAAGGGAAUGUGAAGAACUGCAAGUCAAGAGUUCUCUAGGAACUGCAAAAUAAUUUUUGCACUGGGUAAAUAAAUGCUUCCCCAGCUUUUUUUGUAAAAAAAAGCAUGCUUUUCGCAUUCCUGUGUUUCUCCAUACUCAUGCUAUGAUGCUGUCUGGUAAAGUAACUAGACCAUGACAUAUAGAUGUACCUUUUUUUUUUAAAAAGCACUCAUUUAUCUUACACACCAUUUAGUCUUGCAGAACUGGGAGAUUCCACUAAUUUGGUAUAAACUUUAGAUCCAUUUUGAGCAGUCUAAUGAGUGGCGCCCCCGCUUUCAACUGACAUUGCAUAUUAUUUUGAUUUGUGCAGGUAUGUGAUUACAGUUUAUCAUUCCUCAUUUUUCUGGACAGUGACAAAAUAUAAAUCCAUUGAUUUAUUGAGAAAAAAUGGUUUUUUUCUCAAUGGAUUUGACGUUAGGUUCUUUGCUGUUGGUAAAUAUGUGAUUUAUGGUUGUUUUGUCGGUCUUUGUAUAGGAGGACACAUUUAUAUUUAGUCACUGCAGCUAGGUAAACCAUUCGAUUCAUACUCUCAAGUGACACGUUUAGUAACCUUUAUGCCUGUGUUUAUGCAUCAUUUUGGUGAGACAGGUAGGAUAUCCAGAAUCUUGGAGAAGUACCAGAUCAACUCUGGGAAGAUGCUAUGGGAUGAGAAUCACAAGAGCCUUAGUGCGGAGAUUGAUCAAAUUAAGAAAGAGAACGAUAACAUGCACAUCGAGUUCAGGCACUUGAAAGGCAAAGAUCUAAACUCGCUGCAACCAAAAGAGUUGAUCAUGAUUGAGGAGGCACUUGAUGGAGCACUGGGACAGUCUCAUGAAAAAUGGUAAAAUGUUGGAAGAUGAGAACAAGUUGCUUGCUUUUAAUCUGACUGAUGCAGGUAGCUUUGGACUUUGGAGAGGAAAGUGUCAUUUCUGAUGCUUUCGCCUUUGAUCAA